GCACUUUCCCACCAUGCAGCGGGUGAUGUCUGAGGAAAGAUGGCGGAAGGAGGAGCGGCGGAUCUGGAUACCCAGAGAGGAGAGGUCUCGGCGCUGCUGAAAACACAGCUAAGAAAAGGAGACACUUGGUACCUGGUGGACAGUCGCUGGUUCAAACAGUGGAAGAAAUAUGUGGGUUUUGACAGUUGGGACAAAUACCAGAUGGGUGACCAGAAUGUCUACCCGGGACCAGUUGAUAACUCUGGUCUUCUCGGAGAUGGGGAUGGGCUGGCCAUCAAGGAGCACCUCAUCGAUGAGCUUGACUACAUCCUGGUCCCCACAAAGGGCUGGAAUAAGCUUGUCAGCUGGUAUGCGUUGACAGAGAAUCAAGAGCCAAUUGCACGGAAGGUGGUAGAACAGGGUAUGUUUGUGAAGCACUGUAAGGUCGAGGUGUACCUGACGGAGCUGAAGCUCUGUGAAGACGGCAACAUGGACAAUGUGAUCACAAGGCGCUUCAGUAAAGCCGACACAAUAGACGUGAUAGAAAAGGAGAUGAGGAAACUAUUCACGAUCCCUGAUGAGAGGGAAACCCGGCUGUGGAACCGGUACAUGAGCAACACCUUUGAGCCUCUUAACAAACCAGACAGCACCAUUCAAGAUGCUGGCCUCUACCAAGGACAGGUUCUCGUUAUAGAGCAGAAGAGUGAAGAUGGCACAUGGCCCCGAGGCUCCACGGCACCCAAGUCAUCUGGUGCUUCCAAUAUCUCUGCUUUGCCAAAGAUCUCGCCUUCAUCCCUCACAAACCAUAACAGCAGCUUCAACAGCAGGAAUGUGAAGAAUUCAAGCUAUAGUCUACCAUCCUACCACCCCUACAGCAACAGCUAUGACUACUCCGACCAGAGCAGGCAGAGUGAGCGCUCGGGCCUUUGUGGACUCUCCAACCUGGGCAACACCUGCUUCAUGAACUCUGCUGUGCAGUGUUUAAGCAAUAUCCCUCCUCUGACGGAGUACUUCCUCAAAGACAAGUUCACGGACGAGCUGAACAAGGACAACCCGCUGGGCAUGAAGGGGGAGAUCGCCAAAGCCUACGCCGAUCUGAUCAAGCAGCUGUGGUCGGGAAAAUUCAGCUACGUCACCCCAAGGCCUUUCAAGACCCAGGUGGGACGCUUUGCCCCACAGUUUUCGGGCUACCAACAGCAGGACUCUCACGAGCUGCUCGCCUUUCUCUUGGACGGCCUUCACGAAGACUUGAACCGCAUCAGGCAGAAGCCCUACAUCCAGCUAAAGGACGCUAACGGCAGGCCGGACAAGGUGGUGGCGGAGGAGGCAUGGGAGAACCACGUCAAGAGAAAUGACUCCAUCAUUGUGGACAUCUUCCACGGCCUUUUCAAGUCCACCCUGGUGUGUCCUGUGUGCUCCAAAGUCUCUGUGACCUUUGAUCCUUUCUGCUACUUGACCCUGCCCCUGCCCAUGAAGAAGGAGCGGACCUUGGAGGUGUACCUGGUCAGACUGGACCCUCUAGCGAAACCCACACAGUACAAGCUGACCGUGCCGAAGGUGGGUUACAUCUCCGACCUGUGUACGUCCCUCUCCAACCUGUCUGAAGUGUCUGCUGAGAAGAUGAUUGUAACUGACAUCUACAACCACCGCUUCCAUCGGAUCUUUGCCACCAAUGAGAACCUCAGCAGCAUCAUGGAGAGAGACGAUAUCUAUGUAUUUGAGUUGGCAGUGAACAGGGUGGAGGACACGGACCACGUGGUGAUCCCGGUGCACCUGAGGGAGAAGUACAAGCAGUCCGGCUACAACCACACCAGCACGCCGCUGUUCGGACAGCCCUUCCUGCUUGCCGUUCCCAGAACCCUCAGCGAAGACAAGCUGUACAACAUGCUGCUCCUGCGCCUCUGCCGCUUUGUGCGAUCUCCAGUCGAGGAGGAUGAAGAGGCUUGUCAAGAGACGUCCAAGCUACACGCUGUCAACGGCAACGGCACCAAUGGGCUGCUGGAGGAGGGGUCGCCAAGCGAGAUGGAAACCGACGAGCAGGACGAGGAGUCCAGCCAGGAUCAGGAGCUGCCCUCCGAGAACGACAACAGUCAGUCGGAGGACUCCGUGGACAACGAGCUGGAGAACGGCGUGGUCGGCCCGCAGAACUCCACCAAAGGCCCGCAGACUGCGGGGCACAGCCGCAAGAGACUUUUUACAUUCCAGUUCAAUAACAUGGGGAAAACAGACUUCUCCCUCAUCAAGGAGGACACCAGGCAGAUCCGCUUCGACGAGGGACACCUCCGACUGAGCGACCGCUCUUAUCUGUCCUUGGACUGGGAACCAGAGAUGAAGAAGAAGUAUUUUGACGAGACUGUCGUCGAGGACUUUGACAAGCAUGAGAGCAUGGAGUACAAGCCUCAGAAAAAGGCUUUCUUCAAGCUGAAGGACUGCAUUGAACUUUUCACCACAAAGGAGAAACUGGGAGCCGAGGACCCAUGGUACUGCCCAAGCUGUAAGCAGCACCAGCAGGCCACCAAGAAGCUGGACCUGUGGUCCCUGCCGCCGGUGCUGGCGGUCCAUCUGAAACGCUUCUCUUACAGUCGAUACAUGAGGGAUAAACUGGACUCCCUUGUGGAUUUUCCACUAAGAGACCUGGACAUGUCAGAGUUCCUCAUCAACCCCAACGCCGGGCCCUGCCGCUAUGACCUCAUCGCGGUGUCCAACCACUACGGCGGGAUGGGUGGAGGCCACUACACGGCUUACGCCAGGAACAAAGACGACGAGAAGUGGUACAACUUUGACGACAGCAGCGUGUCUCCCGCCAACGAAGAUCAGAUCGUGUCCAAAGCCGGAUACGUGCUCUUCUACCAGCGCCAGGACACGGUGAAAGGCACCGGCUACUUUGCCCUCGACCGCGAGGAAGAGGACGAGGGGGAGGGAGAAGGGGAAGAUGAUGAGGAGAAAGAUGGCGAGGAGAGGACGGAGAGAAAAACCCCAUCGUUCACUAAAGGUGCCUCUUCCAGCGCCGCCGCAUCGGCCGGUGCUCAGAGCGACGAGGAGGACCUGAACGAGAACCGGCGCAGGAUGAACGACAACGAGCAGGCAGAUGAGCAGGAGGAAGAAGAAGAAGAGGAAGAAGAGGAGGAGGCCCCCAUUCGAGAUGUCACCAUGAAAGCCAACUGAGGGCUACCGAGGACAUGGAUAAAAGGAAAGCGAGAGAGACAAGAAUCUUUCCAUCCACAGCCAUAAGGACACAGCAUGGCAGCGGGCGCCAUCAGUCCCCACCCAGCAGCUCGACAGGCUGAGUCGCUGUAGGAGGGGGGGGGGGGGGGGGGGGCCGAGGGUACGCAACUCUUAAGGAAUCAGAGCCCUCCUGUGUCUGUGUGUGUGUGUGUGUGUGUGUGUGUGUGUGUGUGUGUCCAUUCGUUUAGUGACUCUUUUCAGAGAGCAGGUGAGCAAAUACUAAAGGAUAAUGCGGGAUGGAUUUAGACCCCCCCCCCCCCCCACUUUGGCUUUUUGUGUUCCUUGUGUUUUUUUUUUUUUAAUAUAUUUUCGCGAGCAAUGCAUUAUUGGAAUAUCAUUUUUAUUAUCUUAUCAUUUAUAACUUGUAAAUAUUUUAAACACUGAAUUAUAUCGGGUUCUCAUGAUGCGCUGAAACAUUUUGAACUUGCACAACCAUCCAGCGUCAGGUUUAGGAAGCUGCCUUCAGUGAGAUGUGUGUACAGAACCUUUGCUCAUAGCUGGUUUUAUAAAGUGUCAAACAGCCAAACUGUCUUUGUGCUGCUGCUGCUGCGAUCAUGCAUUUUUAGAUGGAUUAUUUGUGUUUCGGCAUGAUCUUUAGUGAUUUAUAGGCCCUGCUUCUGCUGCCUCUCUGGUCUCUGCUGUCGCAUCAUUUAUACUUCUUGAAAUUUGCAAGGAAAAGGGAUUUGAAGGUCAUCCAGCUAACUUUGCAUAGAAUAAUCCUGUUCUAAUUGGCAAACAUGGAUCAGUAAUAAACCUAACAUCAUUUGCAGGGAUUGCAACAAAUACAAAAGAUGUGUUUGAAAGUUAGCUGGCCGACUCUUCAGUUCUACGCCACAAAUCACCUGAUCAACUAUUCCUCUUAAGUUAUUCAUAGGCGGUGUUUAGGGCUCUACUCACUCCCCCCCCCCCCCCCCCCCCCUCGUUCUCUCUCUGCUCUUCUUAUUUCGAGGCACUGUGAGAUUUGGAACGUCUGUGAUUUCGCUGACAUCGGAUGGAUCAUUUCUUGUCUGGGAUCACCUCGGCCUUAACUCUUGAUCUCAGCCCGGUCGCCUUUUUCUUUGCACAUAACCCAUCCCCACCCUCUCUCUCUCUCACCUUCUCCCCCUCUCGCACGCCCAUACCUGCACCAACACGUGUGCACGAAUGUCCGUCUCAUUUUUCUGCUCGGUCCAUCGGCAGCCAUGUCAUCUCACCACGAGAAGGCCAGAAUGUAUGCUUGAUAGUAUGAACACAGACUGGACGUUUGUGGUUGUUUUUUUUUCUUUUUCCCCUUCCAUGGCUCCCUGCCUUAAUUCUAGUUGAAUGCGAUGGUAUAAGGUUGUUUGCCUUUUGGGUAUUUAGCUCAAUGAAUUCAUGGGUUCUGCUAAGUUUGUCUCUUUCCGGAAGGGGAAUAAGGGGAGGAGAAAUACUUACUUGUGGUCCGGAGCUUUUACAAACUUGCUGGAUGGAGGGAGUGAGGGAAGUGGACAAAAAAAAAAUGUGAGUCUGCCCUAAAAGGCCGAUCAGCUUUUGGGAUCGUGAGGCAGUGAACAUAUUUAGUCGCGGACUGCAGCAAGAUAUUCCUCAGUCACUCAACUAUUCUCCAUGGAGGAUUGUUGUGUCUUUAUUUUAUUUUUUUAUGUUCUACCCGUUCUUCCAUUGUAAACUGCAUCAGUGUACCUGUUGCCUCCAAAUAUGACCUGUGUACCAUGCCUUCAUUAGCAUAUCUGUGCUUCACUGCCUCAGCGCUGCCUUGCCUUUUGGGCAGCCUACCUUCCACUCCAUCCCGACUGAGCGAGAUGUGAUUGCUACUAUAGGCUUAUACAAUAUUGUACAUAAGAGUUCACUCUGUGAGUGCACAUUUGAUAAAGUUUAUUUAUUUAAUAUGUAAGUGUUUAAUAAUAGACCGGCAAUAUAUUUAAAACCAUGGCAAGACCUGACAUCUCGUGCUUUGGGGGGGGGGGGGGGGGGGUGGGGUGUGUGACACACUGGUUUGCCAGGUCUUGCCUGCGCUCUUGUCAGGGAGGGAAUAUUUUUCAACAAAAAAAAAAAGAAAAGAAAAAAGGGAUGAUUCUGUUUUGGGACUCUUUUUGUGAAAAUAAUCCAGACAUCCUUGCAUGAUGACAUGACGAGGGAGUUCCAGGGUUGGCUGCACUUGAUUUCACUGGGGUUUACAUUUGAAAUGUGCAUGUGUAUUUUUACACAAUCUUCAAUAAAGUUGUGUAAAGCUUC
Pungitius pungitius (ninespine stickleback) is the source of this 5415-nucleotide messenger RNA. RefSeq names its product ubiquitin carboxyl-terminal hydrolase 15-like. The record is from RefSeq and is a predicted model, not a curated record. Gene Ontology annotation, molecular function: cysteine-type deubiquitinase activity. The transcript is spliced from 22 exons. Gene Ontology annotation, biological process: protein deubiquitination. The coding region runs from base 40 to 3144 and encodes 1034 amino acids. Gene Ontology annotation, cellular component: nucleus. Lineage: Eukaryota; Metazoa; Chordata; Actinopteri; Perciformes; Gasterosteidae.